Fusarium fujikuroi IMI 58289 is the source of this 1071-nucleotide messenger RNA. RefSeq lists its product as uncharacterized. Gene Ontology annotation, biological process: protein methylation. The transcript has a single exon. Bases 1 to 1071 code for a protein of 356 amino acids. Gene Ontology annotation, molecular function: protein methyltransferase activity; nucleic acid binding. NCBI's taxonomy places the organism in Eukaryota, Fungi, Ascomycota, Sordariomycetes, Hypocreales, Nectriaceae. Gene Ontology annotation, cellular component: mitochondrion. The record is from RefSeq and is a predicted model, not a curated record.
AUGCCGCGCAUUCAGCCAUCUUUGUUGCGGCGUGCUAGGCGCCUUUCGCCAAAUAUCGCAAGCCUUCUUCCAGCUUGCCGGGACUUGAAUUCUGCCCAGAAUGAGCUCCGAUGGCUAAGGAGCCAUGUCGAUGAAUCACGGUCACGAAACAAAUCAUGGCUGUUAGAGAAUCUAUGUCGAAGAAGGGGGCGUGGUGAGCCACUUCAGUAUAUCAUCGGCUCUCAGCCAUUUGGCUCACUUGACAUCAAGUGCAAACAAGGUGUUUUAAUACCUAGACCAGAAACCGAAGCAUACACUUUCCAUCUAAUAAACCUCAUCAAAUCAGGAGAGCUUCUAGGACAAGAUGUAAGGAAAACGGCCCGCGGAGUAAACAUAAUCGACUUCUGCACAGGAACUGGUUGUAUACCUCUUGGACUUUUCUCAUCCCUCCAGCACUCAGUUGACAAUUUGACCGUGCGAGGAGUGGAUGUUUCACCUGUAGCCCUCCGACUCGCACAGGAGAACAUCGCACGGAACGUCAGGCUUGGAAAUUUGGUUAAGCCCACAAAACACAAGCGCCUUGACAUCACAAGGGCAAACGUUUUCAGUGAUGGCGACAUGCAGCAGCUCGCCGUUACCCCUUGGGAUAUUCUCGUGUCUAAUCCUCCAUAUAUAUCAGAAGAUAUCUGGCAUCAUGGCCGUGGGCAAUUUGGCUAUUCAGUCCGAAAAUAUGAACCGCGCCUCGCAUUGGUCCCCGAUAAGGACCUCCCUUGCCCUAGUAAAUGCAACCCAGCAGACGUCUUUUACGCACGGCUUUUGGACAUUGCAGAACUCCUUAAGCCCAGUGUGGUCCUGUUCGAAAUCGGUGACGAUGAGCAGGCCCGUCGUGUGUUGCAGCUGUACUUCAACCACCCAAUUGCCCAAAAGUCAAAGACUGAAAUUUGGCGUGACUUGCCUGAUUUCGAGGGAGCCAAGGAUGUAGAAAUCCUCUUGCAUCUCACUGAAUCAGAGGAAGAAUGCCGAGUUCCAGUGAAAGGUGAUGGCCUCAUACGAUCCAUUCUCAUCCACAACCUGGAAUGGACGGAGCGAUAG